CUCCCGUCCUGUUGAGAAAUCCACUGAGAUACUCAUCGCAGAGCUUCAUCCGAAGCCUGCUCCUCCGCUCCCACACUGAAGCGCAACAGCCUUCAAACUGAAGAGAAGACAGACUGUGAACAAACGUCGUCAUGAACUGGGCAUUCCUCCAGGGUCUCCUCAGCGGGGUGAACAAGUACUCCACAGCCUUCGGCCGAGUGUGGCUCUCUAUAGUUUUCCUCUUCAGGGUCAUGGUGUUUGUGGUGGCUGCGGAGAAGGUAUGGGGCGACGAACAGAAAGACUUCAAAUGCAACACGGCUCAACCCGGGUGCCACAACGUCUGCUAUGACCACUUCUUCCCCGUGUCCCAUGUGCGGCUUUGGGCUCUGCAGCUCAUCUUCGUCACCUGCCCCUCUCUCCUGGUGGUGAUGCACGUGGCCUACAGGGACGACAGGGAACGGAAACACCGGCUCAAGUAUGGCGAGAACUGCCGCACCCUCUACCUGAACACGGGCAAGAAGCGCGGAGGCCUGUGGUGGACCUAUGUCCUUACUUUGGUCUUCAAAAUAGGUGUGGACACCACCUUCGUCUACCUCCUCUACCACAUCUACGAGGGUUACGACUUCCCCUCGCUCAUUAAGUGCGAAGAGAAGCCCUGCCCCAACAAGGUGGACUGCUUCAUCGCUCGGCCCACUGAGAAGCGCAUCUUCACCAUCUUCAUGGUGGUCACCAGUUUGGCCUGCAUCCUCCUCUCUAUUUUCGAAAUCGUCUACCUGAUUGGCAAACGCUGCCGUGAAUGUUUUGUAUCGGUGCAUAAAUCUCGCCACGUCAUGACCAACACGAUGUCCAGUGGAAGCACCUUGAUGGAUUCUAACAGGCUGAAGGUUCAUCCUGGCAAAGGCACCCCUGAUACGCCAGCUCCUUCAUACAGAUUGGUCAUAUCUUGAUACUGAGAUUAGUGCCAAAGACCUAAUGAAUGUUGUGGGAAAGGAAAUAUCCUCCCUCUACAGGCGCUUUCUUAAAAGACUUGUCGACAGACAUUUGUGUGCUCAGAGACUGAACUACAAUGGAGUUAGUUCUGUACUGUUUUUGUGUCCACUGUCAGAUAUUUUAAAAAUUCUGGACCCCAAGACAUAUGUGCCAUUGAUCUGGAAUGUGUUCACUGCUGUGGGUUUGAGUAUGUUUUAGAGUUGAAGUUUUACAGCCCUUACAAAGUUUGUGUGAUUCAGAUUCAGCCUUGAGACCAAUUACAUGAGUCACCCCAUGGUUUGGCGAUGGUUUUAGAAACACAUGUGGUUUUCUGUGUAAAGUUUUCCUCUGCUCAGAGCUCAGCCCAGAAAUGUUUAGUUCAAACUGUACUGUGUCUUUCUCCCCCUUAAUUACACGUUCAUAUCUGACUCUGUGAAUACUUUACAUAAUUUAUCAAAAGGUUUGAAAGACUUCUCAGACCUGUUUUAAACCACUUCCUGUACACAGGCAGAAGAAAACAAUGAAGUGGAAAGGCAGGCUUGUAAACAUUAAUAAUAUCAGGAUUUGUGGCUGCAUCGU
Cottoperca gobio is the source of this 1527-nucleotide messenger RNA. RefSeq names its product gap junction protein beta 10 (gene gjb10). The record is from RefSeq and is a predicted model, not a curated record. The coding region runs from base 132 to 926 and encodes 264 amino acids. Gene Ontology annotation, molecular function: gap junction channel activity. NCBI's taxonomy places the organism in Eukaryota, Metazoa, Chordata, Actinopteri, Perciformes, Bovichtidae. Gene Ontology annotation, cellular component: connexin complex. Gene Ontology annotation, biological process: cell-cell signaling. The transcript has 2 exons.